CGGCUUUCACAGAUGCGAUUCGGUUCUUCAUCCACUAGCUCUGAGUGAAUGUCAAUGAGUAAGGUCUGGUCUGGAAUCACAGUGCUGGAUUUUGAUGGACAUAGCCUACAGUAUGCUGAAAUUGAAGUUUGGUCUUCUAAUAUUCUUUGCUGUGGUAUAUUUAUAUUGGACAUGGUCCAUAUAUAUCAAAUCAAAUACAAACAAAUACCCUGGAAAAACACAUUGGCAAAUUCUCAUAAGUGAGAAAACAAUAACUCAGAUAAAAGACACAAAGCAUUUAAUGGUGUCUGCCUACAAAGACCACAGAGUGCAUGGAGCAAUCCGCAUCAUUAGUAUAAUCAGAAGAGAUGAUCUCCAGCCACUUCAUUGUUUUUUCUGUGGUGGACAUGGCUGCUUUCCUGCCUCAGUGACACAGGUAGAGAUGCACAGCGACCAUUUUGGAUUCCCCUUUGUGACCACAGAUUUGCUGUGCCAGAGUCCAUCUAUGUAUAAUGUGACACAUGUCACUAUAUCAAUACAUUCAGAUAUCAAUGCCACCCAAAACCAGCACUUCCUGUCCAUACAAAACAAAGAGCUGAGAGAGAAGAUAUUUCCAUACAACUUUACAGUGUGCAUCUCCAACCUUUUCGGGGGCUACAACAAUGUCCUGCAGUUUGUCCAAACUAUGGAGAUGUACAAACUCCUUGGGGUGCAGAGAGUGGUGAUCUAUAACACCAGCUGUGGUCAGGACUUGGAACCAGUGUUAGUUCACUACAGGGAAGAGGGCAUACUGGAGAUAGUAGAAUGGCCGAUUGACCAGUUCCUCAACCCAUCCAAAGGCUGGAGGUUUGAGGAGCACAAAGGAGAUCUCCACUACUAUGGGCAGCUGACCACUCUGAAUGAAUGCAUCUAUAGAUACAUGUACCAGUCGAAGUAUGUACUUCUUCAUGACAUUGAUGAGAUCGUCAUGCCUUACCAACAUGCCAAUUUGCAUCUACUGCUGGGGGACCUUCAACACCAGCACCCCAGAGUAGGAGUCUUCCUCAUCGAGAACCACAUAUUCCCCAAAAACCAUUACGAAGACAGUGGCAAGUUCAAACUGCCACAAUGGAGGGAAAUUCCAGGGAUCAAUAUCCUGGAGCAUAUUUACAGAGAACCCUCGAGAAAAGCUGUUUACAACCCAACCAAACUGAUUGUCAACCCUAGACAUGUGGUACAGACAUCUGUUCACUCUGUACUGAAGACUUUAGGGGAGACCUUCUGGGUACCUCCUGAUGUGUGUCGGCUAAUACACGUCAGAGUUCCCCUGCAAGGGAGCCUGACUAAAGAUCAGCUGCUUGUGGACAAAAAGCUGUGGGAAUUUGAAAAGGAUCUGGUUCAAAAUGUUGACAACACUUUAAUAAAAUCUGGACUGUUGCUUUGAUGAUGCAAAUCUGAUUUUGACAUUCCUUUGUCAUUUUUGUUUCUUGGCCUAUUUCAUAUGAAUAACAGUCUGUUUUGCUCUAGCCAAGCCGUGAGGACUCGUUAGAAGGUAAAGGUCAGCCACAUCCCAACUCAGCAGAAAAUGACUGUGCGAUAAAAUGAGAAGGGAACGGACGAUUAUUGCAUUAUGAUCAUCGCUGAUGUUUUCCUGAGCUUUCCAAUAUCUAUCUGAUGCAUUUCACACUACAAACCAUACUUCCUUCUGAUUUAUUUUUGGCCUAUCUUUUUUGCCAUGUAUUUGUGUGUUAUUCAGUGUGUUGCUAUGGGUUAAUAGCAUUAAGGCCAAAUUCAAUGUUUCAUAAAAAUAAAAAUAAAUAUUUGUUUAUUAUACCCCCAGGGGUCCUAAAAUAAAACAGCUAGAUGGUCCAUGUAACUACUAUCUUAAAACAAUUCCAUAUGCUAGGUUAGUAAAUUUCAUACAAAAAUGGCAUAGAUUCUCAGUUUUGCCACUUUUGUUAACUCUGUUUAUGUCAUUUAUUUGACAAACCUGUCUUUAACUUGUCCCAAGGACCUCCCCUCGUGUAUAAAAAAGGUGGCGUUACAUUAGAGUAUGUAACGUUUUCAGCCAAUUAUUCAGCAAUUAUCAAUAAUUUACUGAAUAAUUAAUAACAUUAAUAACAUUAAUUUCCAUUUGACAUUUGCGUGUAUGGGUGUGUACUAUUACUGUCUGUGAGUGUGUAUCAUUAUUUAGAUUACAUAUUAGUUCCAGGUCCUGUGGGUGUUGUAGAUGUUGGAAUCAGCUUUCCCAGACACAAUCACAUAUUAUUUCAUCUUUAUUAUCUAGGUAAAUCACUGUGUAUGCAUUGUGAUUUUCAAUAAACCUUAAAGUGUUCACAUGCCACAUCAAAAUACUACUGUUAUUAACAUGAUAUUACAGUAGGCAACGAUUUUGAACAUUGACCCUGAGUAAAAGGUUAUUUUCAGGUCACGUGCAAGUUUGUGUGAACAAGUUGGCAAAUUGCCAUGCAUUUGCUGAGGCCACAGAUUUGUGUAUUUCAUUCCUUUCAGACAAUUUGUUCUCUCAGUCUCUAGUCCAUUUAAUGCAUAGUGGUAGAGCUGUGAAAUCAUAGUACUAGAUUUUUACUCUAUCCUUUCUAUCUUUCUAGAGCUUCACAUGCCAUUUCCACAAGUAGUUUCCUGUGCAGGAAGCCUGAACCUAUGAUAUCCUGUGAGAAAAGACAAACAUAAUUAUGUUGAGAUACUGUACUAGAGUCAUGAAUUAAAAUGAGUCUUCCAGUUAAUAUGUACUAAAAGUGGCCAAUAGCCAUGGGUCUGCAAUUUAAAUAAUCAAGUUUAUGAAGGUAGAAAAUACUGUAAUAUUGUAAGUUGUCAAGUAUCUUUCAAUUGCACACUUUCAAAUGAAAGUCUUUGAACUGAAGUGAAAAACCUUGACAAUAUGUGCACCUGCUUCCUCUCUUCCUGUUUCACAAACACCCGCUUCCUCUCUUCCUGUUUCACAAACAUCCAGGGCUGGACUGGCCAACGCCUUUCGUCCUCAAGGAAAGAAAUUAUUUACCAGCAAACAAAAACUGCUAAUGUGUAUUCACCGUCAGUUAUACCCACAUGCAUUUAUACCUGUCACUUUAGUGUUAGUUUCCAUACAUUCUGCAUCAUUCCAUUCCAUUGUUUACCUUUCUUUCCUCUGUCACGUUCGUGUGAUUGUUCCUUAGGUUCGCUAGCAAUAGUGGGUCAUAUGGCUAACAGAUUACAAUUUGGGCAAUAAUUUUUGGGCAAAUGCCAGAUGGGCUGGUCCAUUUUUAGCCCACUGGGCCGGUCUAACUUGUUUUUUUUUGUGUGCAAAAUGACUAUUAUCUGGCUAAUACUGGGGGCCGAUGUGGGGGCCUCGAGGAAAAAAAUGGGCCGGUGAGUUUUUUUUAGAGAUGGGCCGGUGUGUUAGAAAUGCCAGGCCCGAUUUCUUGUCGCAGUCCGCCCCUGCAAACACCCACUGAAUGUGGUCCUCCACUUCCAACUUCUCUUUGAUUUUGGGGUGUGUUUUCAUGUAUACUAGUCAUUGAGUAUGCUUUUGGUUUACAAAUGAACAGUUGUAGUUCAGCACAAUGUCUUUGCUACUUCCCCCCCUCCAUGGUUUUUAACCCUGCACCUUUGAAACACAUUUAGAAAGAUGGAUGGCUAAAUCAGAAUACUACAGCCUAGUGACUAAACUGGUUUAAGCAGAAAGGGACAUUUUCUCUGAUGUCCAUAUUAUGGCCCUGCUACUUGAGGCCAACUCCAUUCAGCACAGAGUCUGAUAAGUGCAAUCAAUCUCAAACGGUCUUGUACUCCCUGCUUAAGAUGGUUUAGUCCAGGCCAGGGGAAGAAAUGCUUUCUUAUCGGUUUGAUCUUGCAAUGCAAACACCAUUUGCCUCACUGCUUCGACGAAGCUAAAGUCAAGUACCUUCAGAAUAGCACCUUAUAGCUGGUUCAUGUGACAACAAUGACUUAAAAAAUGAUAGAAAAACUGAGAUAAGAUAAUAUUGCCACACCUGUAACAUUAUCACAAUAUAAAUAGCUACACGCCAUUCUAAUGCUAUAGGACCACCUGUGGAGUGUUCAUUGUAAUGAAUCCAACCAAUCAUAUAAAAAGGUCAAUAUUCUUUACAAGAACAGAUUUUGGCAAAACUGUGUCCCCACAGUUUAAGAUCCAUUUCAAUCCAGUUUACUUACUGCACCACAGAUACGUGUCCAAAUAUGCAUGAAAUCCUUAGUGAUAAUAAUGUUUGCCUUGUCUCAUGAUUAGUGCUUUCUUGGCUUGGUUGGCACGCUCUGUCUCACAGACCUCCAGGCUGUGGGCCUGAUUCUACAGUGGUUGGUGAAGGAGGGGUCAGUGGCCUCUCAGGGGCACACGCAGUCAGUUCCAGCCUUCAGCUG
Coregonus clupeaformis (lake whitefish) is the source of this 4329-nucleotide messenger RNA. RefSeq names its product beta-1,4-galactosyltransferase galt-1-like. Lineage: Eukaryota; Metazoa; Chordata; Actinopteri; Salmoniformes; Salmonidae. The transcript has 2 exons. The coding region runs from base 95 to 1402 and encodes 435 amino acids. The record is from RefSeq and is a predicted model, not a curated record.